AUGACCAGUUCGAAGGAUAAGCUCGACGCGUCCUACGAUGCGGAGAAGGACGUUGGAUCCUUGCUCGAUGUCGGACGUAGGGAAGGGGAUGGCCUGCCAUUCUAUAGGCAGUGGAUGCAGAAGCUGCUCAACUGGGGCGUGGAGGAACGAGGCAUUCUUCCCGUCUCUCCCGAGGAUCGCACAGACAAGCAGUAUAGCAAGAUAUGUUUUAUCUGGCUGUCUGCCAACUUCAACAUCCUUUCAUUUUCGGCGGGCACGCUGGGUCCCAUUGUGUACGGACUUAGUCUCCGAGACACAUGUCUGGUCAUCCUAUUCUUCAACCUAUUAUGCAGCGCUCUACCUGCCUACCUUACGACAUGGGGGCCAAAGCUUGGAUUGCGUCAGAUGUGCCAGGCUCGGUACAGCUUCGGCUAUUUCGGUGUAAUUAUAGCGAGCGUGAUCAAUCUUGCAACGAUGUGCGGGUAUUGUAUCCUCAAUUGUAUUCUCGGAGGACAAACGCUUGCUAGUAUAUCAAACGGCAACCUCAGCUGGACUAUUGGGAUUGUCAUCAUCGCUGUCAUCUCUCUCCUGGUUUCUUUCUGCGGAUAUAAAGUUCUCACUUGGUAUGAACGUAUUGCUUGGAUACCUGUUGUCAUCGUCUACGUCGUGGCGCUCGGGAUCGGUGGCAAACACUUGGACAACCCGCCUGCUGCAGAACCUGCGACUGCCUCAGCUAUUCUGACUUUUGCGUCGACGAUUGCUGGUUUCGUCAUCACAUAUGCCCCAAUCAGCUCAGAUUAUACCAUAUACUUUACCCCCGACGUGCCCAGCUGGAAAAUAUUUACAUACUCGUAUUUGGGACUUAAUCUCCCCAUUAUCACCAUUCAAUGCCUCGGCGCGGCAGCCGUCGUUGCAGCGCCUGCCGUCCCAUCCUGGAACGCUGGAUAUAACAACGGCAACGUCGGUGGCCUGCUCGAAGCGAUGCUCAGCCCCUCCGGCAAUUUUGGCAAGUUCCUCACUGUGCUGCUUGCACUCAGUGUGACAGGCAACAUUGCGCCCACCCUCUACUCGUUUUGCCUGUCCUUCCAGGUGUUCAUUCCUCCCGCAGCUGCCGUACCCAGGUACAUGUUUUCGCUCCUCGCUACUGCAAUUAUCAUACCACUGUCCAUCGUGGGCCAGCACAAAUUCUACGCCACCCUCAGUAAUUUCUUGGGGCUUAUCGGCUAUUGGGCCAGUGCAUUUGGGGCCGUCGUCCUCUUGGAGCACCUGGUAGUCCGCCGGGGCGAUUUCUCCGCCUACGACCUGCGCUACUGGAAUAGUUCCGGAAAGCUGCCCACGGGACUCGCGGCCAUUGGCGCGUGUUUGCUCGCGGUCGGGCUGAUCGUCCCGGCUAUGGACCAAGUGUGGUUCGUCGGUCCGUUUGCGAAAACCACGGGAGACAUCGGGUUUGAGCUGGCGUUCGCGACGACUGCGCUAUUCUAUCUACCCUUGAGAUAUCUAGAACUUAAAUUUAGGCCGUUGGUAUAA
Molecule: messenger RNA, 1506 nt
Organism: Fibroporia radiculosa
Lineage: Eukaryota; Fungi; Basidiomycota; Agaricomycetes; Polyporales; Fibroporiaceae
Exons: 11
Coding region: 1-1506 (501 amino acids)
Biological process (GO): transmembrane transport
Cellular component (GO): plasma membrane
Molecular function (GO): transmembrane transporter activity
Source: RefSeq, a predicted model, not a curated record